This is a messenger RNA of Melampsora larici-populina 98AG31, 919 nucleotides long. RefSeq lists its product as uncharacterized. Bases 307 to 525 code for a protein of 72 amino acids. The transcript has 2 exons. Lineage: Eukaryota; Fungi; Basidiomycota; Pucciniomycetes; Pucciniales; Melampsoraceae. The record is from RefSeq and is a predicted model, not a curated record.
AGGCCUGGACUAGUAUAAGCUUGCGAACGCUCAGCCAUCAAGUCCCGGACCAUUCGCUGGAGGGAGAGCGUCUCUUGACGAUUCUGAGCUAGAGUCUCAUUCUGAAUGCGCAGGCUGUCAACCUGCUGUCGUAGUGAUUCGAUCGUUUCCUGAUCGUUGGACAUGGUAUUUGAGGGUUCCCCCGUCGCAGUACUCGCGUAGAGGGUGCUGUCAAUCAGUUUAGCUCCUGGUGUUUCCGUUUCCAGAUGUCCUGGAGGGUGUGGUGUCUGUAAGUUGUCUCCAAGCAGCUUCUGGAAAUGUUUGUCGAUGACCGUCUUUUCGGAAGCUGAUGGUGAAAUUGUAGGAGGCGAGAAAUGUACAGUAGUCACCUCUGCUGGACUAGGUCGGCUUCUGGUUGCGUAUAGUAUUCGGUCCGUAGGAGCUGGCGAUCCUGACACCAAUGCUUCUGGCUUCCACUGGUACCUCGGCGCUGGUGGUGCUGGAGGUGAUUCGACAGCAGCUGCCCUCUUUUCUUUCCGAGCUUGACGAAGUAGAGUCUCGGGAUCGUCAAGGAAGUUUUCGGGGUUACGAGAUGCUGCUCCACUCAUUCGAUGUGUCUGAGUAUAGCGUAGUUGAUUCGGUUUCGAAAGCAAGGGGUGAGAUAACAGAUCCGAACUGGGGGCUGAUGACAGAAUUGACAGAUGACCGAUAUGACAGAUUGACAGAUAUAAAACCGAAAGUGACUGAAGAGAAAGAAAAAAAAUUGUAGCGACUAGGAUUUGAUUGAAAAGUAGAAUCUUGUAUAUAACGUUGAAGUGAUCAAGUUAAAAAAGUGUAAGGUUUCAAUGAGAAACCUUCACUAGCGUCCGGAUAAGGUUCCGGCUCGACUUCUCGAGAGAGCACAACGGGACAAGUAACUUGGAACUUCGAUAUAUUAAUU